AGUCACCUGACCAUUCUGCCAGAACUUCUAACGUCUGAAGCAAAAUGUCCUCAGAACUUCGAUUCACCGCAACCACUCAAACCGAGCAUCUACACGCACGAUAUACAGGGACUGGACAUGCUGACAUGAGCAAAUAUGAUUGGUUAACACACCAGCACCGUGACACAUCCGCCUCCGUUAUCGGGCAUCAUUCAUUAUCGCAAUAUCUUGCUAUUGCUGACAAUGAAGCCAUUGGACGUGUCAAGUUUGAACAAACCGAGCGUAUGCUUCAACCAUGCGGUCCACCACCACAGAAGGACGACGACUAGUCGCCCUUUCUUCGAUCCCGAUGGUGUAUCUAUUUCUUUUAUUCUUUCCAAGUGUGCAUAAUGUGUGGUGUGUCGUCCUAAAUUUGCAAGAAGAACUCACGGUCCAUCGC
Messenger RNA from Cantharellus anzutake, 418 nucleotides. RefSeq names its product splicing factor 3B subunit 5/RDS3 complex subunit 10. NCBI's taxonomy places the organism in Eukaryota, Fungi, Basidiomycota, Agaricomycetes, Cantharellales, Hydnaceae. Gene Ontology annotation, cellular component: U2 snRNP; precatalytic spliceosome. The coding region runs from base 45 to 308 and encodes 87 amino acids. Gene Ontology annotation, biological process: mRNA splicing, via spliceosome. The transcript has 6 exons. The record is from RefSeq and is a predicted model, not a curated record.